Messenger RNA from Bradysia coprophila, 2140 nucleotides. RefSeq names its product serine/threonine-protein phosphatase alpha-2 isoform. Gene Ontology annotation, cellular component: nucleus; cytoplasm. The record is from RefSeq and is a predicted model, not a curated record. Lineage: Eukaryota; Metazoa; Arthropoda; Insecta; Diptera; Sciaridae. Gene Ontology annotation, molecular function: protein serine/threonine phosphatase activity.
AUACCAUCUGUUGACGAGAACGAGCGCCAUUUGAGUCCGCCAUUUUUUAUUUAAAGCAAAUCGUCAUUAAGAUACUUUCAAGUUAAAUUUAAUUUUGAACAAAAUUUUGUCUCCAAAUUUUUAACAAAAGUGCAAACAAAAUCCAAGACAUAAAAUGUCUGACGUGCUAAACAUCGAUAGUAUCAUCGAGAGGCUACUUGAGGUUCGCGGAUCGAGACCGGGUAAAAAUGUUCAACUGACGGAGGCAGAAAUUCGAGGGUUAUGCUUGAAAUCUCGUGAAAUAUUCUUGUCACAGCCGAUACUUUUGGAAUUAGAAGCACCACUGAAAAUAUGUGGUGAUAUUCAUGGUCAAUACUACGAUUUGAUGCGUCUGUUCGAGUAUGGAGGUUUCCCGCCGGAAUCAAAUUAUCUCUUUCUGGGUGAUUACGUAGAUCGUGGAAAGCAAUCACUGGAAACAAUUUGCUUACUGUUAGCGUACAAAAUCAAGUAUCCAGAGAAUUUCUUCCUGUUGCGAGGAAAUCACGAGUGUGCUAGCAUCAAUCGAAUUUAUGGAUUUUACGAUGAAUGCAAACGACGAUAUACUAUCAAGCUGUGGAAAACGUUCACGGAUUGCUUUAAUUGCUUACCCGUUGCAGCUAUUGUUGACGAGAAAAUCUUCUGCUGUCAUGGCGGACUCAGUCCAGAUCUGACAUCGAUGGAACAAAUUCGACGCAUUAUGCGACCCACCGACGUACCAGAUCAAGGUUUAUUGUGCGAUUUACUUUGGUCGGAUCCAGAUAAGGAUACAAUGGGUUGGGGCGAAAAUGAUCGCGGUGUUAGUUUUACAUUUGGCGUAGAGGUUGUUAGUAAGUUUUUGCGACGACACGACUUUGAUUUGAUAUGCAGAGCGCAUCAAGUCGUCGAAGAUGGUUACGAGUUCUUUGCGAAACGACAGUUGGUUACGUUGUUCUCUGCUCCGAACUAUUGUGGUGAAUUCGACAAUGCAGGAGCUAUGAUGUCCGUCGACGAUUCGUUAAUGUGCUCAUUUCAAAUUUUGAAACCGGCCGACAAACGCAAAUUUCAGUACAACCUAAACACUGGACGACCAGUUACGCCGCCUAGAGGUGCCAACAAUAAAAAUAAAAAAAAGUAGAUGAUUGUCGGGUAAUUGAACAACAGACAAAAAAUUACUAAAUUAUUUAAAAAAGAAAGAAAAUACAGAAAAAAAGGAGAGAGUGGGAGAGAGAGAGAAAAAUAAUAAAAAUUGACGAACAUUUUUUUUGUGUUGGUUACAUAUACAUAAUAGAGUUGACGCCUCAUCAACGGGAAAAUGUAAAUGAAACAAAGAAUUUUUUUUUUGAAAAAAAAGAAAGGAAAAAACUGAAAACUUUACUUAGGAACUAAAAUUUGUUUAGAAUUUUUGUUUCCGUUCAAACCUUGCACCUUUGUCUUACUUCUUUAUUUCAAAAACAAAAAAUCAUCAUCUAACCAAUUUGUUGAAAGCAGCAGUUCUACUACAUACACUCUCAUCGGAAAAUACUUUUUUUUUGUUUAUUUUUAUUAUUUUUUUUUAAUGUAAAACCCUAGCAGUAGUUUACACACAUUAUACACAUACAUACAAACAAACACACGCAUGUUCUAUCAAGAAAAAUAAUAAUUUUAAUUGACUAUGAAUGAGUAAUCAAUUUAGAUUUAUAAAAUUUCACUUCAAAAGUAUUUAAUCAAUCAAUUUAUAGGAUCAGUUCAGGUUUUUUUAAGUCAGGAAAAGAAGAAGAAAAAAUCGAUUUUUGAUUUCAGUUUUUAAUUUUUACGGAAGUUGUGCAAACUUCCUAUAACUAGAAAAUCUUUUUGCGACAAACAAAAGGAGAUAAAAAACCAAAUCUAAAAUCAAAGUCUAGUAAACAAGAAAACAAUGAAAACUCUAAUUAAAAGAAAAUUCAAAUUUUUAAUGAAGAAAUCAUCUUUAGCUGAUGUGACUUCUGUCAAACAAACAAAAAAUUAAUUUAAUAAAAUUGACGUAAAAAGUACUAGAUUUUAAAUGACAUGAAAAAUGAGAAGAUUGCCUUUUGAUUUGUGUAAACACUUUGAUGAAAAUUGAUCGUCUUGCAUUUAUGUCCUGAGAAUACCAACCUAUCGGACAUAGAGACUACUGUGAAAGUGA